UGUCGCACGAGGCGGCUGGUCGCAGGUCUGGUACCGUGUCGGGAUUAGAGUUCUAGAAACUUCAAGUAUAAUUUCGAAUUUGCUACCACGAUCUCAAAGUCUAGGUACCUCACAUUCAGUCGCAAUUUAUCCGUCUUGCUGCGAGCGUUGGGAAAAUCUAGGAAAAGUGGACAUUUCUCGAGUUUAAGGUGAAAAUGGUGAAGGAGACUGGAUUCUACGAUAUCCUGUGCGUCAAGCCAGGGGCCAGCGCCGAUGAGCUCAAGAAGGCUUACAGAAAACUUGCCUUGAAGUACCACCCAGACAAGAACCCUGAUGAAGGCGACAAAUUCAAACAAAUUUCCCAAGCCUACGAUGUUCUUUCAAACCCGGAAAAGCGUCGGAUCUAUGAUGAAGGUGGCGAGCAGGCCUUGAAGGAGGGCGGCAGUGGUCCGUCCUCCUCGGCCAUGGACAUUUUUGACAUGUUCUUUGGCGGUGCCUUCGGGGGUGGUGGCGGUCGUGCGCGGGAGAGACGCGGCAAGAACGUGAUCCACCAACUGAGUGUGUCCUUGGAGGAGCUGUACAAGGGUGCUGUGAGGAAGUUGGUGCUGCAGAAGAACGUCAUAUGCGAGAAGUGCGACGGACGCGGCGGCAAAAAGGGCGCCGUCGAGGUAUGCGGCACCUGCAACGGCAAGGGCAUGGAGGUGCACAUCCAGCAGCUGCGACCCGGAAUGGUGCAGCAGAUCCAGUCUGUUUGCCGAGACUGCCAGGGUCAGGGCGAGCGCAUCCCUGCCAAGGACCGUUGCAAGAACUGCGGAGGAAAGAAGGUCGUCAGGGACAGGAAGGUGCUUGAAGUGCACGUUGAUAAGGGCAGAUGUGAUGGAGAGAAAAUUGUGUUCAGCAGGGAAGGUGAUCAAGAGCCCGGACUCGAACCUGGUGACAUCAUCAUUGUUCUUGAUGAAAAAGAGCAUCCGCUUUUCAAGCGAUCUGGAACCGAUCUAAUUCUUCGCAUGGAGCUUGAGCUUGUUGAGGCUCUCUGCGGCUUGAAGAAAAUUGUCAAAACCUUGGACGAUAGAGAACUGGUUGUCUCAACCAUCCCUGGAGAGGUCAUCAAACAUGGCGACAUUAAGUACAUUGACAACGAGGGCAUGCCCCAGUACAAGAAUCCCUUCGAGAAAGGACGUUUGCUCAUUCAAUUCUUCGUUAACUUCCCUACCAAGAUUCCUAUUGAUAAGAUUCCUGGUCUGGAGCAGUGUCUCCCUAUGCCACCUGAGGCCAUAAUUCCCGAUUGCGCUGAAGAAGUCACACUUCAAGACCUUGACCCAAAGGCUGAAGCUUACCGUCGCCAAAGGUCUCAACCAGCGUACGAAGAGGACGAAGACGGUUUUGGAAUGGGUCCUGGGCCGGGCCGGGUGCAGUGUGCAACUCAAUAAUCAACCAUUUAAUUUCCAAAUCGUGGAAAAUAAUUAUUUAUGUCCAUUAGCCCAAUUCUUGCAUUGGAUUCGAUGAGUAAUGGGUAGAAAAUCUGCAGAGCAUUUGAAUUUCGGUUGAAUCUAAAUUAUGAAAAGCUAAAUAUUAUAAAUUGUGUCCUGUGCAUUCCUAUGUGCGUUACAUACAUUAUGUUCUAAUGUACUCACUCUAACAUAUUAUUAUAAUUAAUAUCAAAGAACCAAGAACAAACGGUCUUUGGUUUCUUCUAUUCAGCUGGCUUGCAGUAGAAGGAAUUUUGAGGCUCGUUUUUAAAUGAUUUUGAAUUUGGAUGAUGUGAAAACUAACAAAAUUCUAAAGCUUCGGCUUUAUUUUGCCACUGCUGUGAACAAAAUAAAUUUGUUUAAAUUAUGUGCGCUCCAUACAAA
Molecule: messenger RNA, 1832 nt
Organism: Neocloeon triangulifer
Lineage: Eukaryota; Metazoa; Arthropoda; Insecta; Ephemeroptera; Baetidae
Gene: Droj2
Product: dnaJ homolog subfamily A member 4
Exons: 6
Coding region: 195-1409 (404 amino acids)
Biological process (GO): response to heat; protein refolding
Cellular component (GO): cytoplasm; cytosol
Molecular function (GO): Hsp70 protein binding; ATP binding
Source: RefSeq, a predicted model, not a curated record